Neogale vison (American mink) is the source of this 802-nucleotide messenger RNA. RefSeq names its product lactoylglutathione lyase-like. The coding region runs from base 49 to 519 and encodes 156 amino acids. NCBI's taxonomy places the organism in Eukaryota, Metazoa, Chordata, Mammalia, Carnivora, Mustelidae. The record is from RefSeq and is a predicted model, not a curated record. The transcript has a single exon. Gene Ontology annotation, molecular function: lactoylglutathione lyase activity; metal ion binding.
GGGGUGUCCUGUUUUCAGGACCGUAGUUGCUGAAACAGCAUUGCGGCCAUGGCAGAACCGCAGCCUGCAUCCAGCAGCCUCACCGACGAGGCUGCCCUCGGUUGCUGCUCUGAUCCGGAUCCCAGCACCAAGGAUUUUCUGUUGCAGCAGACCAUGCUACAAAUUAAGGAUCCUAAGAAGUCAUUGGAUUUUUAUGCUAGAAUUCAUGGAAUGACGCUACUCCAAAAAUUAGAUUUUCCCACUAUGAAAUUCUCACUCUAUUUCUUGGCUUAUGAGGAAAAGAAUGACAUCCCAAAAGAAAAAGAUGAAAAAAUAGCAUGGGUAUUCUCCAGGAAAGCUACACUUGAACUGACACACAAUUGGGGCACAGAAGAUGAUGAGACCCAGAGUUACCACAGUGGCAACUCAGACCCUCGAGGAUUCGGUCACAUUGGAAUUGCUGUUCCUGAUGUACAUGGUGCUUGUAAAAGAUUUGAAGAACUGGGAGUCAAAUUUGUGAAGAGAUCUGACGAUGGUUAAAUGAAAGGCCUGGCAUCUAUUCAAGAUCCCGAUGGCUACUGGAUUGAAAUUUUGAAUCCUAACAAAAUGACAACUAUUAUUUAGUUCUGUGAGAAUACUGCUUUGUGAUUUUAGUGAAGACCUUGUGGGAGGUAAAAAAGGAAAUGGUGUAAUUCAAGAUAGACAACAGAAAUAUCUAGGACUGAAGAAUCAUUGUCCCAAUUCAGAUUAUUCUGAAGUCCAUUCCCCUUUUCUAUUUCAGCCUAUGUUUUUCACCUAAUAAUUCAGUCAUUGUGGUUUUAAA